UUUCUCCCUGACAAGUCUGCCUGACCCUGUGAGACCUCGAAAUUUAUGACCUUUGGAUAUCACGGUAGUCGCUGCGUGCUGGGGAGUCAGCCAUCAGUAAUGCUUCCUCCUCUUCAGGGUAUCACGGGGAAAUAGUUGACAGGACGACCUAGUACUCUUGUAGUUUCCACCUCCUUCACAUGCUUGUAGAGCCAGGCCCUUCCUGCUACACGUUCACAUGUUUCCGCCUUCGUUUCGACGGAUGUCCUUCGUACUUGGACCGCGAGCGACCACAGUUUCUAAGAAGUGCCGUUUACGCAGACCAGCAACGCUGACCGGCACCGCUGCUGUGUUGUAACCUCGUGGUGAUUAAGUCUGCACUUUCUAAGAGUUUCCAUUAAUAAUUGUUUUAACACGUUCGCUUUAUCACUGCCUGAUGCCGUUCCGGCCACAGUAUCUGGACUCCGAUUAUUCCGCCAAUUAGUAUAGAAUCCCAUCGCUCGUCUAAGCCCUAAGUGAGACACUUAGCCAUGAGUCAUUAAGCCGAUCGACUGACACAAAGGAGGGCUUUGCGCCGUCAUCGUCUCCCCAUGGCCCCCACGCGCUACUCCCUCUCCAUCAAACCCCCCGGCGCUGCGGAAGAUGGAUCCGCGGACGUUCCUCCGCGGAGAAGCAGCCUCAGCAGCAACUUCACCCCUGGGGGAGGCGGAACCACAGCUGGUGGAACACCCGCUGGCGCAGCAGGCGGAGUGGGGGGAGCGGGAGGGACAGGCGGAGGUCAUUACGACGCCGGUCCCUGGGCUAUUCGCGUUCCUACUCAAGAUUCGGACCCACGAAGCUUCCAGGAGGCAGGCAGGGAUCCAUGGCGGUAUGCAGCAGGAGACGGCGCGGGGAGGCCCGGUGGGGCUGAUGCUGGCUAUGGAGCUGGUGGGGGGGGAGGGGGAGGAGUGAGCGGAGGGGGGAUGGGGGGAGGAGGCAUGGGGGGAGGCGGAGCGGGGGUUGGUGGAUCUGGGUCAAGAUUUGGUUUUGAGGGCGGCAGAAUUCAACGGAGAUUUUCUCUCUCCACGCCGAGGGAGAUUGCCAGGUUGGCUCAUGCUACAGGCGGCAGCGCCAGUGCGUCUGGCCCCGAGAGACAGGGGCUACAGCCUCAUCCGCCACAGGUGCAGCUGCAGGUGCAGCAGCUCCUGUACCCCCCUCACCAGCAGCUGAUGAUGCAGCAGCAGAACCAGCAGCAGCAUCAGCAGAACCAGCAGCAGCAGCCGCUUCAGCAGCAGCAGCAAGGGGUGAACAUCCCCGGUACCCCCCGUCGUCCCACCUUCUACCGAGGACUCUCCUCAUCUUACGAAGAGGCCGCUCAAGAUGCAAUCUCAGCCGUCCAAGCCUCCCAGGCAGCAGCAGCCGCCGCCGCUUCGAACUCUGGAGCUUUUUCCACUGGUGGUUCGGGCAGUUUCGGUAGUUCCAUGGGUAAUUUCCUCCGGCAGCCAACUACCCCCCGGCCGAUACCACCUUCCCAGUCUUCUACCCGGGUUGAGCGGCUGCUGAGGGAGAGGCAGAUGAGGCGAAGCACAAGUUUCUUGCAGUUUGACGUGGACUCGGCGGAUGGGAGGAUAAUGACGCCACGUGGCAUUGCCACGUCACACGGAAGUGCUGGUUCAAUUGCCACGUCAGGAGCUCCUGGAGCAGGUGCAGGAGGAGCAGCAGGAGGGGGAGCAGGGGACGGAGGAGGAGGGGGGGUAGGAGGGGGUGCAGGAGCAGCAUGGGUGCCAGGGCGUGGCCCUAUGAUCGGCCGAGCCAGCACCAGCUCCCGUGGCAAAUAUGCGUUUGGUUCGGCCGCCCUCGGCACCAGGUCCGGGCCUCUAGCUCCGGUGGACCUGAUGAUAGGUCCGGACAGCCGCAACUCUAGCUAUGACAACCUCGCCGCUGCGGCUUCUUACACCCCGCACACCUCCUACACCCCCACCCCGCACUCCUCCACUCCUCCCCGUCUCCCCUCCGCCACCACCUCCCCGUACCCCCCCUCCUCGUCGCCCCACACGGCUUCGCCAGCCAUUCCACGCCCGUCUACCUCUACUCCGCGCCUCUCCUCUUCUGUCACCCCAUAUUCAUCCUUCAGGAGAGGGGGCGGCAUGCCGCGGGUGUGCAGCAGCGGCGAGCUCACUGCUGCGGCCGCUCAGGCAGCAGGGCUCGCGGAACGGAUCCCAGAAGAGGGGAUGGGAGGCGGGGACGUGGGAUCGGGAGGUGCUAGUCCCGGGUUUAGGGUCUUGCCGGGCGUGGCAGGGAUUCCGGGAGUGGCGGUUCCAGUAGGCAUGGGAGUGGGGGGGGCAGGGCUGGUGGUAGCGUCGCCUCCGCAUGGGAUGGGCGCUAGACCUGGGGUAGGGCUACAUGGGACAGGCGCUCCUGGCCGAGCUAUGGACCCGGACCCACAGCAUGGAGCAUUGGGAACUGCAGCAGCAGCCUCCGCCGCAGCAGAAGCAGCAGCGGCAGCGGCGGCAGCAGCAGCUGCUGCAGCAUCUGCAGCACCAGCAGUGGCAGCAGCAGCAACGCCACAGCCUGCACCAGUUGAGCUUCCCCGGGUCGAGCCUCCCCCAACCCCGCCGCCAGCGCCUGCCCCCCAGCAGCGGAUGCAGCGGCUGCUGAUAGUGGCGAACCGGCUCCCUGUGAGGGCCAGCCUGCAGCCCGACGGGACGUGGGCUCUGGAGCUCUCGGCUGGUGGGCUCGUGAGUGCUCUGCUAGGCGUGAAGCAGAACUUUGAGACGUGCUGGAUCGGGUGGCCGGGGCUGUACCUGCAGUCGCCUGCGGACCAGCAGGCGCUGCACGACGCCCUGCAGGCCAAGGGCUGCGUGCCUGUGUUCCUAGACGAGCACACGAUGAACGCGUACUACAACGGCUACUGCAACAACGUGCUGUGGCCGCUGCUGCACUACAUCGGCCUCCCCCAGGAGGACCGCCUGUCCGCCACGCGCUCCAUCCAGGGCCAGUACGGCGCGUACCGGUCGGCCAAUCACAGCUUUGCUGACGUGGUCAUGGCCCAGUACCGGCAGGGGGACAUUGUGUGGGUGCAUGAUUACCACCUCAUGCUGCUGCCGCAGUACCUCAAGGCCAGGAGCCCCAACAUGAAGGUGGGGUGGUUCCUGCACACGCCCUUCCCCUCCAGCGAGUUCUUCCGAGCUCUGCCCCUAAGAGAGGAGAUCCUGCAAGCUGUGCUCGCUGCUGAUCUCAUCGGCUUCCACACAUAUGACUAUGGGCGGCACUUUGUGAGUGCGUGUGCACGGAUUCUUGGACUCGAGGGCACCCCCGAGGGGGUUGAGGAUCAUGGGCGACUCACACGAGUGGCAGCUUUCCCCAUUGGCAUCGACCCUGAGCGGUUCAUCUCAGCGCUGGAGAGCAACGUGGUCAAAACACACAUUGCGGAGCUCCGAGCGCGGUUCUCAGGGCGAAAGGUGAUGCUGGGGGUGGACCGGCUGGACAUGAUCAAGGGCAUCCCGCAGAAGCUGAUUGCCUUUGAGAAGUUUCUGGAGGAGCACCCCGACUGGCGGGAUAAGGUGCUGCUUGUGCAGAUCGCUGUUCCCUCGCGCACCGACGUGCCGGAAUACCAGAAGCUGACCAGCCUGGUGCAUGAGAUUGUGGGGCGAAUCAAUGGCAGAUUUGGCACCCUCACCACCGUCCCCAUCCACCAUCUAGACCGCUCGCUGGCGUUCCACGAGCUGUGUGCGCUGUACGCCAUCACGGACGUGCUGCUGGUGACGUCGCUGCGGGACGGCAUGAACCUGGUCAGCUACGAGUACGUGGCGUGCCAGAACUACAAGAAGGGCGUGCUCAUCCUCAGUGAGUUUGCAGGAGCAGCCCAGUCCCUGGGAGCAGGAGCCCUGCUGGUGAACCCGUGGAACAUCAACGACAUGUCGAGCGCCAUCGAGGACGCGCUGACCAUGGGCGAGGAGGAGCGGGUGGACCGCCACCGCUACAACUUCCUGCAUGUCACCACACACACCGCCCAGGCUUGGGCGGACACGUUUGUCAGCGAGCUGAACGACACGGUGGUGGAGGCCCAGCUGCGCACGCUGCACAUCCCUCCACUGCUGCCAAUUGCCCAGUGCGUGGACCGCUUCCACCAGUGCCACAACCGCCUGCUCAUCCUGGGCUACAAUGGCACUUUGACAGCACAGGUGGAGCCGCACCGACGGAGAACGCCCGACCAGAUCAAAGAGAUGAAGGUCCGCUUACACCCCAUCAUGCCCACGGUGCUGCGCCGUCUCUCCUCCGACCCGGCCAACACGGUGGUCAUCAUGAGCGGGUCGGAGCGGGCGGUGCUGGACGAGGCGUUUUCGGAGUACGACGUGUGGCUGGCAGCGGAGAACGGCAUGUUCAUGCGGCACUCGCGAGGGGAGUGGAUGACCACCAUGCCCGAGCAUCUCAACAUGGACUGGCUCGACUCCGUGCAGCUCGUCUUUGAGUACUUCACAGAGCGCACCCCGCGGUCGUAUGUGGAGGAGCGGGAGACGUCGCUGGUGUGGAACUACAAAUAUGCGGAUGUGGAGUUUGGCCGCGUGCAGGCCCGAGACAUGCUUCAGCACCUGUGGACGGGGCCCAUCUCCAACACUGCAGUGGACGUCGUGCAGGGCGGCAAGUCGGUUGAGGUGCGGCCGGUGGGGGUGAGCAAGGGAGCAGCCAUGGAGAGGGUGCUGGGGGAGAUCGUGCACCAGAAGCCGCUGCCCUGCCCCUUCGACUUUGUCAUGACUGUUGGCCACUUCCUCUCGCGGGACGAGGACAUCUACCAGUUCUUUGAGCCGGACCUGCCACAUGACGCCAACAUGCCUGCCAACUCCUACCCAUCCGACAUGGAUGGUUUCCCGUCCGGCAUGGAUGGUGCCAUGGGUGGUAUGGAUGGUGGCAUGGGCGUGCCCAUGGAUGGCAGCAUGGGUGUCCCCAGGGAUCAUGCAUCCAUGGAUGGGGGUCCCAUGGAUCAGGUCACACGGGACCAUAUAACGGCACUAGAGCAUGCCGAUUCCUACCUGCCAGAGUACUACACCAACCCGACUACCGCGUUCACUACAAGCACCACCGAUACAAGCACUCACUCCACUCCUCCAGAUCGUCCCACUCUCCCUCCUGACACCAAGCCUACGCCUGGCCUCCCUCCCACACCUCCUCUUAACGUCGGGGUUUCCGGACCUGACAGCCUAGGCUCGGCGCAGCUGCCUAUGUUCGCUGGGCCAGGUUACGGCAGUCCCGUGCCUCAAUCCGCGGCUAGAGGGGGAGGUUCGGGGCCGCUUGUGGCACGAGUGAUAUUCGGCGAUCCACAGAAUAGAAACCAGGCGGAGAGGGGGGGGAGACACGGGGGAAGGGAUGCGGCAGCUGCUGCUUGUGGUGCUUCGGAUGUCUCAGGCUCCAGCUCUUCGGCUGCUGCUGCUGCUGUGGCUGCAGCUGCUGCAGCUGCUGCCACCACAGUUACUGCUCCCCAUGUUGUGGCCGCUCCUGCUCCUGCUGCUGCAGCGCCAGACACCUCCCCUCGACCCCACACCCCUGACUCUGUCACCACCCGCGGCAGCAGACUCAAGGCAGAAUCCAGGGGGGAGGGGGGCACAGACGGAGGGGGUACUGGAUUGGAGGGCAGAGCAGCACCUGCAGGGGCAGGGGGGGCAGGAGGAAGUGGCAGUGGGCGAAGCCGAGGGGGAGGGCUGGGAGGGUUCCGGUGGAAGGGGAGCAAGAAGUCUGAGAAGAAGUCGGCCUUCUCCUUCUCCUCCCCCUCUCUGGUCAGUCUCCUCGGGUCAGCCUUGGAAGGGGCUACGGGCAGCCCGAGAAAAACUGGCAUGAGCCGCAGCAGCAGUGGCGGGCGGGGGGAGGCGGAGCUUUGCUCGCUGAGUGCUGGCAGUGCUGCGUCUACCCUGGGAGCGGGGGAUGGAGGUGGGAGGAGAGAAGAAGGCAAUGUCGGAGAAGCGGGUGAGAGGUUGCUUGCACCAAUCACUGGAUUUUCCGAUCUGCCGAGCUUUUCGAGUGGGAUGGCAAGCAUUUCGGACGAGUCCGGGUUUUCCACUCAAGAGAGCUCCUCAAUGCUCCCUACUGUUAUGGAUUCGGAGGAGGACGGCCAUGGCGAGGAUGUUAGUCACAGGAGCAGUGGGGAGUACUGUCCAAUUGUUGAUCUCAACGCUGAUUCCUACUUCUCGUGUGCUGUGGGACGGAAGCGGUCUCUGGCACGGUACUCACUUGCAACCACCGAUGAUGUGGUUACCAUGCUCAAGGCCAUAUCAGAUAGCUAUGGUCUAGGCCCAGGAUUUCGGACAGCAUGAUUUUGUACCCGUUCUGAUAUGUUCUUGUUUGUUGUGCGCAAGCUUUUGUUCACAUGUUUUUUUUCCCGUGAG
This is a messenger RNA of Closterium sp. NIES-67, 6335 nucleotides long. NCBI's taxonomy places the organism in Eukaryota, Viridiplantae, Streptophyta, Zygnematophyceae, Desmidiales, Closteriaceae. The record is from the annotation of a GenBank genome assembly.